Messenger RNA from Chrysochloris asiatica (Cape golden mole), 1671 nucleotides. RefSeq names its product tight junction associated protein 1 (peripheral) (gene TJAP1). The transcript has 8 exons. The record is from RefSeq and is a predicted model, not a curated record. Lineage: Eukaryota; Metazoa; Chordata; Mammalia; Afrosoricida; Chrysochloridae. Gene Ontology annotation, cellular component: trans-Golgi network. Bases 1 to 1671 code for a protein of 556 amino acids. Gene Ontology annotation, biological process: Golgi organization.
AUGAGCUGUGCAGCCCCAGCUAAGAAACCCUAUCGUAAGGCACCACCUGAACACCGGGAGCUGCGUGUGGAAGCCCCUGGUUCCCGACUUGAGCAGGAGGAACUGCUGACUGAUGCAGAGAGGAUGAAACUCUUGCAGCAGGAGAAUGAGGAGCUUCGCUGGCGCCUGGCCUCAGCCACUAGACGCACUGAGGCCCUGGAGCGUGAGCUGGAAAUUGGGCAGGACUGCCUGGAGCUGGAGCUUGGCCAGAGCCGCGAGGAACUAGACAAGUUUAAGGACAAGUUCCGCAGGCUGCAGAACAGCUACACGGCCUCCCAGCGGACCAACCAGGAGUUGGAGGACAAGCUGCACACACUGGCCUCUCUUAGCCACAGCUGGAUUUUUGCAAUCAAGAAGGCUGAGAUGGAUAAGAAGACGCUAGACUGGGAGAUUGUGGAGCUGACUAACAAGCUGCUGGAUGCCAAGAACACCAUUAACAAGCUGGAGGAGCUCAAUGAGCGGUACCGGCUGGACUGCAACCUGGCUGUGCAACUCCUUAAGUGCAACAAGUCCCACUUCCGAAACCACAAGCUUGCUGAUUUGCCCUGUGAGCUACAGGACAUGGUUCAGAAGCACUUGCACAGUGGUCAAGAGGCUGCCAGCCCAAGCCCUGCCUCCAGCCUGACUCCAGGAGCAGUGGUGCCCACUUCCGUCAUCGCCCGUGUGUUGGAGAAGCCAGAGUCUCUAUUGCUUAACUCAGCCCAGUCAGGCAGUGCUGGGCAUCCCUUGGCUGAGGACGUCUUCGUGCAUGUGGACAUGAGUGGGGAUGCCCCCGGUGACUCAGCCAGUCCCCCAGUCCCUGGUAGCCCCGCUCCACAGCCCAAUGGGGACUGCCGAUCUCUGGGCACUGCUGGGGGUCCCCCAGAGGAGGAGCUGCCCUUGCCAGCCUUUGAAAAGUUGAGCCCCUACCCCACCCCAUCCCCACCAUACCCGCUUUAUCCUGGCCGCAAGGUCAUAGAGUUCUCUGAGGAUAAAGUGCGGAUCCCCCGCAACAGUCCCCUGCCCAACUGCACGUAUGCCACCCGCCAGGCCAUUUCCCUGAGCCUGGUGGAGGAGGGGAGUGAGCGAGCCCACCCCAGCCCAGUCUCCAGCAGCCCUGCCUCAGCCCAGACUUCACCCCAUCAUCAGGCCAGCCCUGCCCCAGCAGUGCUCAGUGCGCCUGCCAGCUCAGCUAGCUCUGAGGAGGACCUGCUGGCCAGUUGGCAGCGGGCGUUUGUGGACCGUACCCCACCACCCGCCGCUGUGGUUCAGCGCACUGCUUUUGGGAGGGAUGUGCUCCCUGAGCUGCAGCGCCAUUUUGCCCUGAGCCCCACUGACAGAGAUGAUGCAGCUCAGGCACCUUCAUUAUCUGGUGAGAGUGGGCUUUUACUGCCAACAGAACCUGAUUCUGGCUUUCCCAGGGAGGAGGAAAUGCUGAACCUGCCAAUCAGCCCCGAGGAGGAGCGCCAGAGCCUAUUGCCUGAUGAUAGUGGCCCAGAGGAGGGGCCUAGCACUUUGCACAUGGAAGGCAGGGCCUGGCCACUCACCAACUCUAGUCGUCCCCAGCGCAGCCCUAAGAGGAUGGGGGUUCACCACCUACACCGCAAAGACAGCUUGACCCUAGCUCAGGAGCAGGGCAACCUGCUCAAUUAG